Molecule: messenger RNA, 3693 nt
Organism: Gekko japonicus
Lineage: Eukaryota; Metazoa; Chordata; Lepidosauria; Squamata; Gekkonidae
Gene: AFF2
Product: AF4/FMR2 family member 2
Exons: 20
Coding region: 1-3693 (1230 amino acids)
Biological process (GO): regulation of RNA splicing
Cellular component (GO): nucleus; nuclear speck
Molecular function (GO): G-quadruplex RNA binding
Source: RefSeq, a predicted model, not a curated record
AUGGGUCUCACCAUUGGAAGCGUUUAUAUUGCCAAAAUUGAUGAGUGGAAUCACUAUGAACAAGAUCGGAAUGCACUUAAGAGAAAAGAAUGGGAGCGGAGAAAUCAAGAAGUCCAGCAGGAUGAAGAUCUCUUUGCCUCUGGCUUUAAUCUCUUUGGGGAACCCUACAAGACUAACAAAGGCGAUGCUCUUGCCAACCGCGUCCAGAACACACUGGGGAGUUAUGAUGAGAUGAAGGACUUUCUGACGAACCAUUCGAACCAGAGUCACCUUGUAGGGAUCCCAAAGAACUCUGUGCCACAAACCCCAGUGGAUAAAAAUGAACAGAGCUUCUUCCCAGAACAAAGAAACCGGAUGAUCCCACCGUCAGCAUCAAUGCCCCCUCCGCCUUCCAUAUCGUCAAAUUCCAGUUUGCUGCAUGGUCACCAGAGCAGCAGGAAAUCCAGGACUGACUGGUCCCGUGGCAGCCACAACUCCAGCAGUGGCCAGGCAAGUCAGUCUGGUAGCCAGCAGAAUAGGACAAAACAUAGUGCCUCUCACGAGCAGUUGCAAGGCAGGUAUGAUGACCUCUACGCCUGCCCAAGUGAGCAGCAUAAAACUGGAGGAGCUGAGGAAGCCAACACGACACCGUCAUCAUCACACUCGAGAAGGCAUAACCAUUCCAAAUCGACGGUGGUGGACCAUUCAUAUAAAGAAAGCAGCCAUUCCAAGUCUCCAGUAGAUCUCGAUUUUCUGGGCCAUGGCCCUGGAUCCCCACUCCCUUCCACCUCUUUGUUGUCUGCAAACGGCAGUCUUUCAACUCAGAACUUUCCUCCAAGCCUUCAUUGUAAGAGUAGCAUGACGCAGCAAAAGCCUACUGCUUACGUUAGGCCAAUGGAUGGCCAGGACCAAGUUCCCAAUGACUCACCAGAACUGAAGCCACCAGUAGAAAUUGAAGGUGUGUAUGGAAACCAACCCUUCGGAUCACUGCUGGAAGGAAAGUCUACUGGACCGGGCUCAAAGAAUAAACUACCAAAGCUUACAAUCCCUCAAGCUAGUGAAGUUAACCUUCCCAAUGAUUCCAACUGUGUGGAGGAGAUAUUACGGGAUUCACAGCAUCUGACCUCAGGAUAUAAUGUACAAAAAUGGAGUGAUCCAGCUGGCAAAGUUGCAACCAAAUCAGUGCCACAGAAAUCAAUGCUUGAAGAUGAUUUGAAACUCAGCAGUGAUGAAGAUGAUAGUGAACAGGUAAUAUUUUUGACAUCUCAUUGUUCUCUCUCAGCUGCUAGUUUUUAUAACGGCCUUCCAUUGACGACAACACAUAACGCCAUCUUAGUACAUUCCAGCGGAGGCUCUGGGAGCUCCAGUGAAUCUGAGAGCAGCUCUGAAUCUGAUUCAGACAGUGAAACCAGCUCCAGUGACAGUGAAUGCAAUGAAGAGUCACGCAGUGGAACUCCAGAGCCUGAACCCCCCUCAGCUAACAAAUGGCAGCUGGAUAAAUGGUUGAACAAAGUCAAUCCCCACAACAAGACCAUUAUCAGCAACCAGCAUGAGAACCACAGUGAGAACAGCUCUCAAUCUCAGAGCAACCCACCGACUGAAGGACAGAACAAAGGGAAGCUGAGCGGCAGCUUGACCCUGACUGAUUCCAAAGACAGGGCACUACGUAGUCCCAUCCGUGAGAAAGCCAAACCCCGGGUUGCCCAGAAAGCUCCAGCAGAAGCAAAAAGCUCAAAGCAGAAAUCACCAGCUCACAAUGAACCCCCCACCCAAAGGACUAUGGGGAAAAAACAACCCAAAAAAGUAGAAAGGACUUCCAGUGCCGAAGACUACAAUUGGCCCAAACCAAAUAAUACCAGCAGCACACCCAAAGAGAAGGAAACGCAAGAGUCCCAAGAUCAGCCAAAAGUUCGCACCAAGGUGACGGCCGGGAAGACUGCUCCAAGGAAGGAACCAAGGACAAGCGUGGGGCCUCCUCCCGAGAAAAAGAAAUACAGAGGCCCCAGCAAAACUGUUCCCAAAUCACGAGAAUUCGUGGAAACAGAUUCGUCCACCUCUGAUUCAAACACUGAUCAGGAAGAGGGCCUGCAGGCAAAGAACUUGCAGGCCUGCAGUGGCCCUGAUAAUAGUAUUAAAGUGAAGGACUCCAGCAGUAACAUCCUCAGCGUAAGUAGCUUAACGAGCAACAGUAGCAAUACCUCCAUUGACCAAAAUGGCAACGAUUUAGAGGAGCAGCUUUUCUCACCUAUCCCAAUUGUGCAGAGUGAACCCCUUUCCCCACUCAAAGAGUUUGAAGAACUCAAAAACCUUUGGGUGAAAAUAGACCUGAGUUUACUCUCUCGGAUCCCUGGACAAGACCCCUUUGAGAGCACAUCUGGGAAAGCAGAACCCCGCGAGGUUAACACGAAGCACAGGCGACAGUCCCGCGAGUCCCCGACACCAGCUGCUGAAAAAUCCUCCACUAAAUCAAAAAGGAAGCACAAGCAGUCUGAGAAUUUGGAUGCAUUUGGGGAAAACAAGAAACAACGCCUGGAGGAGUCGUCUAUGUCUUGUCUGCUUCCGCCCUGCAUCUCUCCAAUACCCAAUCACAGAAUAACCAACACAAAAGACAACAACUCAGUUAAAAAGGUGACUAAGAAGAGAGAAGAGAAGCUGCUGCCCCCACCAUUAUCUCCUUUGCUAGAUGAGACGGCACCCAGACGGAGUGACAGUGGCUCCUUCAGCCAAGAGAACAACCUGGCAAAUCCGUUGCAGGCCAACAGCUGCCCCAAACACAGGAAAAAUGAAAACAAAUCCUCUUCCAACCCAAAGGGAAUCUAUGAGGAAGACUCCCACAGCAGGCCCACAAACACUCUGCUUGACUCCAGCCAUCUAGACAAUGAUAUCUGGUCUGCAGCACCUGCCUUCGCCAAUGGGGAUCCUGAGCCAAGAAGACCUAAAAUCACAUUUGAUGAUAUGCUCCACAAUGCAGAUUACUACAUGCAAGAGGCCAAGAAGCUAAAGCACAAAGCAGAUGCCCUGCUGGAAAAAUUUGGCAAAGCCGUGAAUUAUGCUGAUGCCGCCCUUUCCUUCAUUGAGUGUGGGAAUGCUAUGGAGCGCGAUCCAUUAGAGGCAAAAUCUCCGUACACCAUGUACUCGGAGACUGUGGAACUCAUCAGGUAUGCAAUGAGGCUCAAAAACUUCACAGGCUCUUCUGCUACAGAAGGAGACAAGAAGCUAGCAGUUUUAUGCUACCGAUGCUUAUCUCUUCUCUACCUGAGAAUGUUUAAAUUAAAGAAGGACCAUGCUAUGAAGUACUCCAGAUCGCUGAUGGAAUACUUUAAGCAAAAUUCUUCGAAAGUUUCACAGGCCCCUUCUCCUUGGGGAGGCAAUGGAAAGAGCACAGAAACACCAUCUCCUAUGUCCUUGAGCCCAUCGCCCAUCAGCUCUCUUGGGACUGCCACAGGCACUGCAGGGUCCUCCUCUGCAGGGACCAUCACCAUUCCCCAGCGCAUUCACCACAUGGCUGCCAGCCACGUCAACAUCACCAACAACGUCCUACGGAGCUACGAGCACUGGGACAUGGCCGACAAGCUGACAAAAGAGAACAAAGAGUUCUUCAUAGACCUGGACUCCGUGAUGGGUCCCUUAACACAACACAGCAGUAUGACCAACUUGGUCCGUUAUGUUCGGCAAGGACUCCAUUGGCUUCGCAUUGAAGCACAUUUGUUGUAG